Messenger RNA from Zingiber officinale, 762 nucleotides. RefSeq names its product glycine--tRNA ligase, chloroplastic/mitochondrial 2-like. Bases 1 to 762 code for a protein of 253 amino acids. The record is from RefSeq and is a predicted model, not a curated record. Gene Ontology annotation, biological process: glycyl-tRNA aminoacylation. The transcript is spliced from 8 exons. Lineage: Eukaryota; Viridiplantae; Streptophyta; Magnoliopsida; Zingiberales; Zingiberaceae. Gene Ontology annotation, cellular component: chloroplast stroma; mitochondrion; cytoplasm. Gene Ontology annotation, molecular function: glycine-tRNA ligase activity; ATP binding.
AUGCCCACAACGCCGAAUCCGUCCUCUGGCGGCCUCCGGCUUCGUAGAUCCUUAAGCAGAUCGACGAAGUUAUUGAUUAUUCUUCGAUUUGGUAAUCCGCUUUUUGCUGAGGUUCUUGCGAUUUCAAGAAACUUUGUCAUGAUAGAGGGCGAGGAUUUGAUUGUGACUUUUCUUGCUGCACUUAGGUAUGAUCAGCUUUUGAAGGCUUCUCAUGCUUUUAAUAUAUUAGAUGCUAGAGGCUUUGUUGGUGUUACUGAACGUGCUAGAUAUUUUGCACGAAUGCGAAGUCUUGCUCGGCAAUGUGCUCAACUUUGGUUGAAGACACGGGAAGCUCUUGGGCACCCAUUAGGAUUUUCCAAGGAAAAUUAUCUCUUGUUUCAAAAUCUUCCAAAUUCCCAAUUGCAGAAGGUAUUGGAACGUCCUGGAGCAUUUGUUCUUGAGAUUGGCACUGAAGAGAUGCCUCCUCAUGAUGUAGUUGAAGCAAGUAACCAGCUUAGAAGUCUCACUGUGGAGUACCUGAAAAAAAGAAGACUGAGUUGUGGAGAAGUUUCAUCAUAUGGUACACCACGCCGACUUGUGUUUAGUUACUCAAAAAGUGAUAUUGGAACUUUUGUGCGUUUACUGUCUCUUACUGAAGAUGGCCCCUUGGUUCUUUCUAAAUUGCAAUUUGCAGGUUGUGUGAAGAACCAGUACUAUACGCAGACACAAUAUGAUGAAAUGAGAAUUGAAUGGAGAGAAUUUGUGUACUCGUAUUUGAAGUGA